Messenger RNA from Brettanomyces nanus, 507 nucleotides. RefSeq lists its product as uncharacterized. The record is from RefSeq and is a predicted model, not a curated record. Gene Ontology annotation, cellular component: riboflavin synthase complex; mitochondrial intermembrane space; intracellular anatomical structure. Bases 1 to 507 code for a protein of 168 amino acids. The transcript has a single exon. NCBI's taxonomy places the organism in Eukaryota, Fungi, Ascomycota, Pichiomycetes, Pichiales, Pichiaceae. Gene Ontology annotation, biological process: riboflavin biosynthetic process. Gene Ontology annotation, molecular function: 6,7-dimethyl-8-ribityllumazine synthase activity.
AUGGCAGUUUCAGGAAGAGGACAAAAUGAUCAAAAUCUAGAUGGUUCCAAGUUGAAGAUCGCCAUUGUUCAUGCCAGAUGGAAUGAAGAGGUUAUCGACUCUUUGGUGAUCGGAUGUAUCAAUAGAUUAAAAGAACUCGGAGUUAAGGAGGAGAAUAUUAUCGUUGAUACGGUCCCUGGAUCGUUUGAAUUGCCUAUGGGAUCUGCCGCCGUGGCUGUAAAUGCCAGUAUUGAUGCUGUAAUCUCAAUUGGUGUCCUAAUCAAGGGUUCCACUAUGCAUUUUGAAUACAUUAGCCAAUCGGUGACUAAUCAGCUUAUGGAUCUCCAGUUCAAAAUGGGUAAGCCUGUGAUCUUUGGACUUCUAACAUGUUUAACGUUAGAACAAGCAAAGUUAAGAGCUGGAAUGGUUCCUGGUGCGAUGCACAACCAUGGCGUUGAUUGGGCAGAAUGUGCUGUCGAGAUGGCUUCUAAAUAUGGCCAGGAUUUCAGGACAGCUACGUGGAAAUAG